ACCUGAGCGAAACGCGCAACAGAAAGCCCACGUUGGCCGCUGCGGGAGAGCAGCUCCGAGAGGCGGGAGACUGUGAAUUCCGGCGCCGACGCCGUGGCCAGUGCUCUGAGUACUGGCCCCCUUCCCUCCCCUUCUCCUCUGCGAGCGGGGUUCGCGGGCAGCCGGGCGAGCACUGAACGGAAAGCAAGAUCUUUGCUGCCUCCUCUCGGGGAGGGUAGCGGCGCGGGGAGGUUUUGAGGGGAAGCGUCAGUGCCCCAGGGCGGAGGGGCGCGGAGUUUGUGAGCGAGAAGGAAGUUAAGCCCCGCGGAGAAGAUUGGCAUCUCGGGACGCCUUGUCGCUACAGCCGGGGCCCUACGGCCGGGUAAACUUCGCGGCGGCCGUGCGAGCCAAGGAGAGGCGUGUGCGGGGAUGAUGCUGGGCAUCCCCCCCAGCUGGUGAGCGGCCCUGCUCCCCAGCAGCCCCGAGGCCCACUCAGCCGUCCGGGAGGGCGCGGGGCACCGCACGUGCACGGGCAGCGAGGCCCCAGAGUGACCGCGCCGUGACCCGCCCAGGGGCUAGGGCGCCGGCUGCAGCGCAGCGCAGACUCGGACGCACCUGGCCUGGACUUUGAGCCUCUAGAGACCUGGGCGGGAGUGUGGGGGCUCGCCCUCCUCUCCAAGUGGUUCCUGGGGUGAUCGCUCCUUUCGCCUCCCCUCCAGCCUGGGCAAUUGGGGGUGCCCCAGAGGACCAUGAGAGAUAAGGACUGAGGGCCAGGAAGGGGAAGCGAGCCCGUCGAGAGGUGGCGGGGGCUGCUCACGCCAAGGGCCACAGCGGCCGCGCUCCGGCCUCGCUCCGCCGCUCCACGCCUCGCGGGGCCCGCGGAGCCAGCCCGGGCGGGAGGCGAUGCCGGGGCUGGGGCGGAGGGCGCAGUGGUUGUGCUGGUGGUGGGGGCUGCUGUGCAGCUGCUGCGGGCCGCCGCCGCUGCGGCCCUCCCUGCCCGUCGCCGCCGCUGCCGCCGGCGGGGGGGCGCUGUUGGGGGACGACGGGAGCCCGGACCGCGCGGAGCAGCCGCCCCCACCGCCGCAGUCCUCCUCCUCGGGCUUCCUCUACCGGCGCCUCAAGACGCACGAGAAGCGGGAGAUGCAGAAAGAGAUCCUCUCCGUGCUGGGGCUCCCGCACCGGCCCCGGCCCCUGCACGGCUUCCAGCAGCCGCAGCCCCCUGCGCUCCCGCAGCAGCAGACACGCGGGGAGUCUCCUCCUGGGCGACUAAAGUCUGCACCCCUCUUUAUGCUGGACCUGUACAACGCCCUGUCCGCCGCCGACGACGAGGAUGGGGCGUCGGACGAGAAGAGGCGGCAGCCCGGACCUCGCGGAGGGGCCGGCUCGUCCCAGCCCCGGCAGCCGUCCCCGGGCGCCACGCACCCGGUCAACGGCAAAAGCCUCCUGGCCGCGGGACCUGGAGGCGGCGGCGUGUCCCCACUAACCAGCGCGCAGGACAGCGCCUUCCUCAGCGAUGCAGACAUGGUUAUGAGCUUUGUGAACCUGGUGGAGUACGACAAGGAGCUCGCCCCGCGCCAGCGGCACCACAAAGAGUUCAAGUUCAACUUAUCCCAGAUUCCUGAGGGUGAGGCGGUGACGGCUGCAGAAUUCCGCAUCUACAAGGACUGUGUUGUGGGGAGUUUUAAAAACCAAACUUUUCUUAUCAGCAUUUAUCAAGUCUUGCAGGAGCAUCAGCACAGAGACUCUGACCUGUUUCUGUUGGACACGCGCGUGGUGUGGGCCUCUGAGGAAGGCUGGCUGGAAUUUGACAUCACAGCCACCAGUAACUUGUGGGUCGUGACCCCCCAGCACAACAUGGGGCUGCAGCUCAGCGUGGUGACUCAAGACGGACUCAGCAUCAACCCCCGAGCCGCAGGCCUCGUGGGCAGAGACGGACCUUAUGACAAGCAGCCCUUCAUGGUGGCCUUCUUCAAAGUGAGCGAGGUCCACGUGCGCACCACAAGGUCAGCUAGCGGUCGGCGCCGACAGCAGAGUCGCAAUCGCUCCACCCAGUCUCAGGAUGUGUCUCGGGUCUCCAGUGCUUCAGAUUACAACAGCAGUGAAUUAAAAACAGCCUGCAGGAAGCAUGAGCUUUAUGUAAGCUUCCAAGACUUGGGAUGGCAGGACUGGAUCAUCGCACCCAAGGGUUAUGCUGCCAAUUACUGUGAUGGAGAAUGUUCCUUCCCGCUCAACGCACACAUGAAUGCCACAAACCACGCCAUUGUCCAGACUCUGGUUCACCUUAUGAAUCCUGAGUAUGUCCCCAAACCAUGCUGUGCCCCAACUAAGCUAAACGCCAUCUCCGUUCUGUACUUUGAUGACAACUCCAAUGUCAUCUUGAAAAAAUACAGGAAUAUGGUUGUAAGAGCUUGUGGAUGCCACUAACUCGAAACUAGUUGCUGGGGACACAAACUUGGAUUCCUAGAUUACAUCUGCCUUAAAAACACACAGAAGCCCAGUGAAGUGGGACGAUAAGACUUGAAACCAUCUCACGCUGGUUGGUGCCUUACUGCGCAAAGAAGAUUUUAAAGGACCUUGUUAGUAAUUUGCCCUCAUAGUAAAUAAGUAGUUGUUGGUCUGUAGGAAGCUGAAUUUGAAUGUCUGUAGGAUGAAGUCUGGUAACUGCAGAAACAUAAUUUUGAAGGGUUCCCAUACUCCCCCCAAUAUUCAUUUCAGCUUUAGAUUAAGGUAUUUGUGGUGUCAGUAAAUAGGGAAAAUAAUCUUAAAAUCAGGAAUCAGUUGGUUCUGAACAGUUUCUCAAAGGUAGAUUUUUACAGAUAACAGAAAUUGGGGGAAAAAUGCUUCUAUUCAUAGAUUUCAUGCCCAGGAAGGUCAGUUUCAUGUAGGGUCAUAACCAGGGUUCUGUGGAAGUGCCUUUUGUCUCAGUCAUUGCUGUUACAUGUUUGUGCUCAAGUUUUGCUUGGUGUGAAAAUACACUUAUUUCAGUCAAAACAUACCAUAUCAUUUCCACACUUCAGUCCUCCCGUUUGCUGUUUUCUUUGCUGGUCUCCAAAGCAGAGGAAUUGUACUUUGGGGUGAGGCCACAAAGGUGAGAAGCGUCUGUAAUCGUCCACAUUUAACCACGUGAUAUGAAAGUAGUUUUGCGUCUGUUUUGGAAAAGCUCUUUGAAAAGCACGUUAGCUUCAGAAACGUGGCUCUAGCAUCUUAUCUGUUUCCCUAAAACAGUUAGUUCUUUGCUCUUCCCUAUGCCGCACAUCCUGUUCGCAGGGCUAGAGCCAACAGAGAACAUCAGAGGAGGAGGGGGCACCCCGCCCUUGAGAACAGGUCCAGGUGGGCAUGGUGUUUAUGAACCCAAAUCAAUUUUCUCUUGUAGAAAGUAAGACUCAGAUUAAAUCUUAGAGUAUUUUUCAAAUGUCUUUCAC
Molecule: messenger RNA, 3401 nt
Organism: Manis javanica (Malayan pangolin)
Lineage: Eukaryota; Metazoa; Chordata; Mammalia; Pholidota; Manidae
Gene: BMP6
Product: bone morphogenetic protein 6
Biological process (GO): BMP signaling pathway
Cellular component (GO): extracellular region
Molecular function (GO): growth factor activity; cytokine activity
Source: RefSeq, a predicted model, not a curated record